UUCCGUGGAGGCGACUUUGAGAGCCGUCCCUGUUCUUUGCGUGCUUCCUGCUGUCUGUCAGGUGGAGGGUCACGGUAGAAGCAUUUUUGGUUUCCGCGUGGAUUUUUCUACAAAUAAACAAGAAACAACAUGCUCAGGACAGUUUGUCGGGCUGGUGGAGCCCUUUUAAAGCACUCCAGGCGGGGGGUGCCAGUGGAGUGGAUGGCCCCAGCCCAGCAGCGAUGGGUAUCCAGCAAUCCCAUGAACACCAUGAUCCUGUUUGUCCCACAACAAGAGGCCUGGGUGGUGGAGAGGAUGGGGAGGUUUCACAGGAUACUGGAGCCUGGUUUAAAUGUCCUUAUUCCAGUGUUGGAUAAAAUCCGGUAUGUGCAGAGCCUUAAGGAAAUUGUAAUUGAUGUUCCAGAGCAGUCUGCAGUAUCCCUAGAUAACGUGACACUACAAAUAGAUGGAGUGCUGUAUUUACGAAUAAUGGACCCUUUUAAGGCUAGCUACGGUGUUGAAGACCCAGAAUAUGCUGUGACACAGCUGGCUCAAACCAACAUGCGCUCAGAGCUCGGAAAGCUAACCCUUGAUAAAGUUUUUCGGGAAAGAGAGUGCCUGAACGCCAACAUCGUAACCUCAAUAAACCAGGCGGCAUAUGAGUGGGGGAUCCGGUGCCUGAGAUACGAGAUCAAAGACAUCCAUGUCCCUCCCAGGGUCAAAGAGUCCAUGCAUAUGCAAGUGGAGGCAGAGAGGAAGAAGCGAGCCACAGUGUUGGAGUCCGAAGGAUCCAGAGAAGCUGCCAUCAACGUAGCCGAGGGGCAGAAACAAUCCCAGAUCCUGGCUUCUGAGGGACAGAAGGCUGAGCAGAUCAACAGGGCUGCUGGUGAGGCCAGCGCUGUUUUAGCAAAAGCAGAAGCAAAAGCAAAAGCUAUCAAGUUGCUGUCGGACGCCCUUACACGACAGAAUGGGAACGCUGCAGCCUCUCUCAGCAUAGCGGAGCAGUAUGUGGCGGCAUUCUCCAACCUAGCGAAGGAAUCCAACACCAUCCUCCUCCCAUCCAACACUGGGGACAUCAGCAGCAUGGUCACCCAGGCUAUGGGUAUAUACAGCACCUUAGCGAAACAAACCGUAAACGCCUCCGAGAUCAGAGAAACAGAAGCUCAGACGGCGGCUUUGGAGAAACCAGCAGAAAACAAUCACCAGCCACCGCAGUACAGUUAAUGCAGAACCAGCUCAAGAGAAACAACAACACAGCCUUAGAAUUGUUCUCAUUUCAGUUCUUGAAGUGUCUUUGCAAGAGGUUGAGGAGACAGUAUUGGUGUCAUUUUUUUUUUAUUUUUGUUUUCUGGAGGAAGUCUGGCCGUAUGGUUGGAGCUGGGAGCACACAGGAGAUCUUUGUUUUUCAAAAGCCCAGAUCAGCCACAGUAUGACAUCAAGAAGGGGAGCCCCUCGGUUCCCUUUGUCCCUCUCGGAGGCCCUGGGAUUUGGAAUAAGUAAAACCCCACUGGGUGUUUGACUAUCCACAUACAGGAGACUCCAUUUAAAAGAUGUAUUUACACACUGUUUGGUGUCCUUGGUGUCCAGCAGUUUCCAAAUACCAGGGCUUUCCGCUAAAUGCACCUUUCUUUUUAACCUCAAGUGUUGAGUCACUUAUCGUUGUGAUGUCGCCUGCUUUACACAGGUGAAGGGAACACUUUAAAAGAAAGUCCAUUAAAAUUGCAUUUUGAAGAUAUUUUAUUAUUUACAGUCUUAUAGCCCCAUACUCAUUUUCUCAAACAUAUCAAUCACAAAUACUGUAGAGGGUGCAGAGACACAUCCUGUUAAUAUUCUGAACUGAACUGUCUGUUUAUUCAGUUCACAGACGCUAGCUCCCUGCAAAUGUGCUCUUCCCAAGAUGUGUAUUUGGUUCAAUACUGCGGCUCAGUGUGGCUGAUAAUAGUCCAGUCUUUGCCUUAAAUUAAGACCUAAAUAUUAAUUUAAGACCGUACUCGCCACCUCUGAAACGUGUGGAAUGUCUGUGGGAAGUUCUACCUAAAAUCAAGUAAAAUACUAAUUACAGUUUCAGUAUAAACCUGGUUCACUUCAGUACACAAUUCAGUGUAUUAGUCCACAUUGUUUUUUUUCUUUUCUAUAUUAACCUGUAAUGCCAGAUAUUUUUCCAGCUGGUGUGCUGAUUGAGUGGGUCCAGGCAGAUACAUUGUCUCUUUAAACAGGGCUUGUGUUAAAUUAUACAUCUUGCUGUAUUUAUAAGGCUUUAGUUAUCCAUCCCUGUGUUAUGAAAAUUUACAAAAACAUUUCUUACAAAACUUUUUAAUUAAACUGAUCAAUGUGGAAUGUUCUUCCUGGAUUGUGCAAAACUAUAAUAUACCAAGUUUGAAUUGAAUUACUCAUUCUUAAUUGCUUCCUCCCUCCCCUCCCCCUCCUUUCAGUUUCUCAUAAACUUCCACAGUAUUCUGGUAUCCAUGUUUUCCUGCAUCAUAUAUAAAUGCCACCUCAGACUUGAUGUACACGGAGCGUUGCUCUAGAAUCUCCUUGCAUCAGUGUGUAUGGCUUUAGUCUUUCAAUUGCAAAUGCAUCAGUAAUGUCUUAGAUAGACGAGGGCUCAUUCUACCACACUACAAUGUCAGCUUGGGAGGUUUUCUGUAAAAAGUAGCAUGUAAGUCAACUAAGACUAAGGAAUUCACACUUAUAGCCACUUCCUGACCCCUGGAGGUGGCAAGACAAAAGCCUUUUUUGCACCAGCAAACAACACACAACAGAUCCUAAUUGAUGUCCCAGGUGCUGUUAAUGUGGAAGGGGAGACAUGGUUUGACUGGGACACCUGGGGGGGCUAUUCAAUUGAUAUUAUGUUUUGUUUUGUUUUUUUAAAAAAAAGUGGUAUUUGUCUAAAUCACCUAUUUUAAGAAUGUAAAUGUACAUCAUAACUCUUUAAAGAUUGAAGGAGGCUGUGUGGUCCAGUGGUUAAAGAAAAGGGCUUAUAACCAGGAGGUCCCCGGUUCAAAUCCCACCUCAGCCACUGACUCAUUGUGUGACCCUGAGCAAGUCACUUAACCUCCUUGUGCUCCGUCUUUCGGGUGAGAUGUAAUUGUAAGUGACUCUGCAGCUGAUGCAUAGUUCACACACCCUAGUCUCUGUAAGUCGCCUUGGAUAAAGGCGUCUGCUAAAUAAACAAAUAAAUUAUAAAAAUUGAAGUCACUAGAAAA
Messenger RNA from Acipenser ruthenus (sterlet), 3185 nucleotides. Its product is annotated as stomatin-like protein 2, mitochondrial. The coding region runs from base 130 to 1203 and encodes 357 amino acids. The record is from RefSeq and is a predicted model, not a curated record. Gene Ontology annotation, cellular component: membrane. The transcript has 10 exons. NCBI's taxonomy places the organism in Eukaryota, Metazoa, Chordata, Actinopteri, Acipenseriformes, Acipenseridae.